AAGUUAGCAGGCUGUUGCUGGAGAUGGCCACAGCUAAACUUUCUUGGUAAUUGUCUCAGUGGGGAGAUUUUGUUUUUCUUGCAUUGAAUUGUGAAAAUAAAGUACCAUCUGAGGAUGUAUAAAGAGAUGAUUCUCUUAUUACUUCUUUCAGAAUAUAGCUCGACAGAAGAGCCAUCUACCCAGAAAACAUCCACUUUCCUAAACAUAACUUCACCAAAACUGAAAAGGCAACCAAACAAAACAGAGCUGCCUGUUACAGAUGUCCCAGGCCAUGCUUCAACGCAAACUGAAACAUAUCCCUCAGAAUCACCAGACCCAACUGAGCAUAAAAUUGAUGAAUUGGAAUAUGACAGCACUAGUACAAACGUGCAAAGUAAUGGACACCAAUCCACACCGAAACCAGAACUUAAAGAAGGAUCAGGAAAUCGCUUGACCCACGCUAUCUCUGGACCAGUGGUCACCAUCAUAGUUUUUGCUGUAAUGGCUGUCAUCGUUGGAGUCAUCAUCCUUGUGUCACUCUUGGUUCGUCGACUGACAAGGAAAAAUUCAUUCAACCUGAAGAACAAGGACACAGUCUCCCCUUAAGAUUCUAAUGAGAGAAAAAGCAGAAUAGUAACAUGUAAAAACAUCCUCCCAAAAUGACUGGAAAAGAUCCCGAGAAGACGACUGUAUAAAUGAUUCUGUGGAAAAGUGGGAAGCAUUGUUCUGUCACAAUAAUAGAAGGCAUCGCUCUGGACUGGAGACAACAUUUCAUCCAGAAGCCCCUACUCUAGGGACUCAAUGAUGGACAAAUGGCCCUGCUGACCCAACGUUUUUGAUAUUGUUAAAAGUUGUUUUAUUCAUACUCUUGCUUAAGUUUUGUAUUUGCUUAAUCGCCGAGUUAAGAGUUUAGGAACUAACCUGUGAUCUCCCAUCACAUCUUUGGAAAGGUGUUCUACUGGCCUGAUAAUCACUUUAGACUGGGUACCUAAAGACAUUGCAAUGCCAUCAUCUUCAGAUUUGUUUAAACCUUCAGUUCUCCCUACUACUUCUACUAACCUUUUGACCUGGGCAACAAAGGUGCUAGCAUGCCUAUACAUGGAAAUGUUUCACAUGCCAAUGUAAAUUCUGCUCACAAAGGCAAUUAGCCCAGUACAUACAGUAUCAUGGUAUCAGAAUCAUUUAAGGAUUCUGUAAUGGUGUAACAAAGCAUACCAUUUAAUGCAGAAAAGAGACUGUGAAAUAUAAAAGGAAAGAAAAAUGAGUCAGAAGUCAGAGAACCUUAAUUCUCAUCCUAGUUCUGCUACUUAAAUCUAUUUGAUCUUGGGUAAGCCAUUUAACAUGCUUGGGCUUCAGUUUCUCAUCUAUAAUAUUCAACUUGUCUUAUCUAAUAAUUUUUAACCAGACUGAUGAUUACACUUGAUUUUGGAAAGUGCCACUGAAGAACUGUCCUCUCCUAAUUCAGAUCAUCACCUGCUCUGAAAUUUUUUCAAUAACUCUUACCUUCCAAAGCCGAAGAGUGAUAAGAGUUAGGCGAUGAGGGUUAAGUGACUUUCCCAGGGUCACACAGUUAGGAAGUGUCUGGGGUUCGAUUUGAACCCAGAAGCUCGCAUCUGUAAGUCUAGCUCUCAUCUGGCCAAGGAUGCAUAGUAUAUGUUCACAAUGAGUUGUGACUCAGAAACUAGAGUCCUAUCCAUUAGCCCCAAGCUACCUCAUUGCAUCCAUGAAUCAUCAAUCAUGUACAAAGUUCUGUGCUAGGGAUACAAAGACAAAAACAAAACCAUCCCUAUGCACAAGCAGCUUACAUUCUAGUGAGGGAUGGGUAAUAAGGAGCUCAACAAAAAUGGUCUAAUAUCUCUCCUGGUUGUAAAAUCAUUAUAAAUAAAUGAGAAAAAGCCCAUAGGAAAUGACUUGCUUUCUUGGGGCCAGGUAUGAACUCUUUUAGGGCACUAAUACCAUGUGAUAUAGAAUCAUUUAUAUAAAUGGUGCCACAGAAUCUGCCUCCCCACAAAAAAGCUAAUUCCCCUAGCCAGAAAAAAAAAAAAAACAUUUACUCCCCUUGCCUAUAUCCAGGUGGCGGCAAUAUGUGCCAGACAAACACUGAGAACUUUUACUUGUUACUGUGUGACCCUGUGUAAGUCAUUUUACCCAUAAGAUCCUCGAUUUGUCUGUGUCUAAACAAAGAGGAGGUUAGGCUAUAUGACCUUAUAGAGACAAAAGUUCUAGAGCUAGAAGGAAUUUUAUCAAUUGUCUAAUCCACCCUCUCCAUUUUUCCAGAUGAGGAAACUCAGAUACAGUACCUUGUCCAUAGUGAACCAUUGAAAAAUGUUUUUUGAAUGAAUUCAUGAAUGGCCCCACCAAGGUCAUAACUAACAGAGCAAGAAUUUGAACCAAGGCCUGUUGGACCCAAUUCCAUCGUUUCUAUGACCAGGAACCUGGUCUGGGCUCAUUGUGGUAUAGGAAAAGGUGCAAGAGGAUAAAAGUAGUAGCUUUUUAUUAUUUAUAUCCUGUUAUUGGCAACUUUCUGAAAACUUGAUAUUCCUAUUGCUAUGUGAAAAAUCAAAUAAAAACCAUACAAGUUAGGAGAAAUAAUAGGAUAAAUUUAAAGUAUCCACCUUCCCCCAUUUAGUUAUUAAUAAGGUUUUAUUUUCUUUUGGAUUCCCUUUUUAAAAUGAAGUAAAGCAUGAGGUAUGAAAAGUCCACUUCCCUAAGAAUAUGCUACAUAGAUAUACCUGUAUUGUGAGAUUCAAUUAACCCCAUGAAUAGUCCAAGAGUUGUUUUCAUUUAAUUUUUUCUCAGGUAUUUAAAAAAAAAGGAACAAGUUAAAAAUGGCACCCAAAAUAGGGAAAUAGCAGGGAAGAAUAGUUACUGUUGGUUCGCAAAGUACUUUCUACACUUUUUUCUUGGCAAAGCUAGCAAGGUCCAAAGGCAGGAUUCAACCCUCUAUAUCCUCUAAUUCCAGCAUUCUUUCCACCAUACCAAACUGGACAGAUCCAAAGGAAGGGAAAUUCUGAGGAGGGAGAGAUCACAUCAGCUAGGGGAGAGAGAAGAAGGCUCACUGAAAGAAGGAUACCUAAUCUAGGCCUUGAAAGAAGAAAAAGUUUCCAAAAGCCAGAGAUUGCUAACCAGGCAUGGAAGGGUGGCCAAGAAGUCAAGAGAGGACACCAAGGUACUGGAGAUUCUCCCAGUUUCUUCUAUCUGUCUCCUCACUUUCUCCUGUUUAAGGACUCAGUGACUUACCCAUAUAUGUCCUGUCAUUAUUUACUGAUAAAUGCUAUGAUAACUAUUGUUUCCAAGUCACCUAAGUAUGAAUUUAACUUUGUAAAUACUAAAGUAACAAUAGAUUGUUCAGAAUUUUAAGUGGUGGGCACAAGCUAAUUUUUCAUAAAUGAGAACUAUGUGUUAGACAUGUUCUGGCAUGCUUUAUAUGUUACGCAUAAGUUUUUUAAAAUAAUAAAUCUUUUUUAAAAAUGGA
Messenger RNA from Monodelphis domestica (gray short-tailed opossum), 3454 nucleotides. RefSeq names its product glycophorin A (MNS blood group) (gene GYPA). Gene Ontology annotation, cellular component: plasma membrane. The record is from RefSeq and is a predicted model, not a curated record. NCBI's taxonomy places the organism in Eukaryota, Metazoa, Chordata, Mammalia, Didelphimorphia, Didelphidae.